AUGGCGGACCCUGUGGAAAGACCUGAAGCAAGGGACCAUUUACACUUGAGACAGACUACAGAACAGCACGUACCAGAGGUGGAAGUCCAAGUCAAACGUAGAAGGACAGCCUCACUGAGCAACCAGGAGUGUCACGUGUACCUGAGGCGAUCUCAGCAGCAGCAAGUACCUGUGGUGGAUUUCCAGGCAGAACUGAGACAGGCAUUCUUAGCUGAGACACCAAGAGGUGGUUAAAGCAGUAUUGGAACACCAAGGCUCCAUCUACUAUUUGAAGCUUCUGCCUCAGCUUGCAUUGUUUGUAGGAGAACCUGCGUCAUACCUUUAUCUGUAGCCUUCCCUUAGGUCUUAAGGAUCCUGAAACUUUCCUGUGGACAUUGAAUUUGGUGGAACAGCAAUCAUGACUGUGGGAAAGAGUAGCAAGAUGCUGCAGCACAUUGACUAUAGGAUGAGAUGUAUCCUGCAAGAUGGUCGUAU
This is a messenger RNA of Bubalus bubalis (water buffalo), 474 nucleotides long. Its product is annotated as SNRPN upstream reading frame protein-like. The record is from RefSeq and is a predicted model, not a curated record. Gene Ontology annotation, cellular component: nuclear speck. Lineage: Eukaryota; Metazoa; Chordata; Mammalia; Artiodactyla; Bovidae. The coding region runs from base 1 to 234 and encodes 77 amino acids. The transcript is spliced from 2 exons.